GCUUGCACUUGGGACUCAUUAAUAAUUUACUAAUCUCUCCUUCUAAGACUAACUCGGCACAUAUAUAAACGAGGCUCCUCUACUGUGAAUCUGUGAUAAGGCACUUGGGCGAUAUCACAACAUCACAGGACAAUUUCGAGGGGUGUAGCAGUGAAACAUUGAGCGAGAGCCUAAGACGCAAAGAAAAUGACUAAUGCUUCAGUGGAUUCGCAGCCCAUCUACUCUGAGGCGAGUAUCAUUGGUCAGGUUUGUUUCAAUAUAGUUAUCAUCAUCGCCGCUCUUUUAGGAAACUCGUUGGUGAUAGCCACCGUGUGUUGGACGAGGAAACUUCGGAAGCCGACGAACUAUUUCAUCGUUUCAUUAGCCGUAAGUGAUAUUUUUAUCGCCGCCACAAUAGUUCCGUUUAACACACAUCACAAUUUAAACAAUACGGUCUGGGACCUCGGGCUUGGCACCUGUAAAUUGUACAUCUUUAUGGACGCUCUUUGCAGCGCUGCCUCGACGACAAACGUUGCUGUGAUAGCAAUAGACAGAUUCCUAGCCCUGUCCUAUCCCUUUAAAUACCAGCGUCUUGUCAACGGUAAGCGGUCUGCCAUUACGGUCAUUUCGGUAUGGUGCUAUGCCACAAUACUCUCCUCCCUAUCUUUUAACGACUGGUCGGACGACGCGCGAAUGCUGGUUACGCCAGCAUGCAGAAAGAUCGAUAAAAUGUACUACAUACUUCUCACAUUACUCGGCAUGCUAUUGCCUUUGGUAGUCCUCGUCAUCGCAUACUCAAUGGUUUUUAAUCUGGCGCUUCGACAAGCAAUGAUGAUUAAAGCCCAAUCAACAGCUCACUCGAGGAAAACAAACGCCGAUUCGAAGUCGGACAAAUCAACACAAACGCGAAUGCUAAUUCGCGAACUCAAAGCUACGAAGACACUAAUGAUCGUUGUUGGGACAUUUCUAGUUUGUUGGUUUCCUCUGUUCGUGUUGUUGUUGAUUCAACAGAACUGUCCAGAGUGUAUCGGGAAGGGAUUAAGCUGGGUUGAACAGCAAAUAAUCGGUAUAAUAUUUGUCUACACGCUACCACGUCUAAGCAGCGCGGCAAACCCGAUAAUUUACUCGGUUUUCAACCGUGAAUUUCGUUCCGCGCUUUGCGCGCUGUGCGAUAGAAUUCUGGGAGUUUUGCUGCCGCGAGACAACGUCCGAGAUGGCGUCGUUCCGCACAGGAGUCGUGUUGGAUUUUGCGGAAUGCGCGCAGCGACAGACUAUACAAGCUCUACCCACGAUACUGCAACUUAUGAAGGUACAAACGAUUAUUUCAGAGUCGCCACUGUAAACAAUAACAGUCGCUCACCGUCUGUGUUUACUUACAAAUCGCCCGAGAUAGUAUGCCAUGAGACUGCAGUGUAAAUUCAACUUUAGUAAGUAUUGCGCCAUUAGUAAGUAUUGUACUAUUAUAGCGUUUUAACCUAAUAAACUUAUAUUUGAACGCUUAUCGAAAACGCUUGUGCUCUAUGAAGCAAGAUAUAUUCAAAGAUGGUUUAUAUAUUAGCGCAACUUUUGCUUGCACAAGCUUGAGUAAA
Molecule: messenger RNA, 1568 nt
Organism: Dendronephthya gigantea
Lineage: Eukaryota; Metazoa; Cnidaria; Anthozoa; Malacalcyonacea; Nephtheidae
Product: dopamine receptor 2-like
Exons: 1
Coding region: 187-1395 (402 amino acids)
Biological process (GO): G protein-coupled receptor signaling pathway, coupled to cyclic nucleotide second messenger; chemical synaptic transmission
Cellular component (GO): membrane; dendrite
Molecular function (GO): neurotransmitter receptor activity; G protein-coupled serotonin receptor activity
Source: RefSeq, a predicted model, not a curated record